Molecule: messenger RNA, 589 nt
Organism: Arabidopsis arenosa
Lineage: Eukaryota; Viridiplantae; Streptophyta; Magnoliopsida; Brassicales; Brassicaceae
Source: the annotation of a GenBank genome assembly
GCAUCUAGAGGAAAGAGACGAAGAAGAAGGAAUCUCCGAUGGCUGAUCCUGAACUAGAAGCUAUUAGACAGAGGAGAAUGCAAGAGCUGAUGGCUCGACAAGGCGUGGGCAAUCAGCAGAAUCCAGAGCAAGAGAAACAGCAGGAAGAUGCUAGAAGGGAAGCUGAUGAACGUAGGCAAAUGAUGCUUAGUCAAGUAUUGUCUUCUCAAGCCCGAGAGAGAAUUGCUCGAAUUGCCCUGGUGAAACCUGAGAAAGCUAGAGGUGUGGAGGAUGUUAUUUUGAGGGCUGCUCAGAUGGGACAGAUAGUUGAGAAGGUUUCUGAGGAACGACUUAUAACACUGUUGGAACAAAUAAACAGCCAAACUACCAAACAAACGAAAGUCACGUACCAACGGCGCCGUGGGGUGGACGACGAUUAGGAAGGAAGAAGAAUAUUAUGCUGUGCUUUAUAGAUCUAUGGAGAUCUCACUGUUGAGUAAGUGAGUUCACUUAAGAUCUACUUAAAUGUUUCUGUUAAAUAUGUUUAUUGUGAGUGAAUCUUGAUUAUCUUUCCAAAUGCUUCGGAUGAGAUUAAAGUAAUCUGAAACUG